AUGGAUGUCAAAGCCGCGUUGCUGAAUGGAGAUCUUAGUGAAGAUAUCUACAUGCAGCAGCCACAAGGCUUCAUUGUUGCUGGUCAGAAACACAUGAUGUCGAAGUAUGCCAAAUUCCUGAAAGAGGUAAUGUGCAACAAAAGAAAGUGGGAGGAAGGUGAGAUGGUAAAAGUAAACGAAGAAUGCCCAGCCAUUCUUCAAAAGAAUAUGCCCCCAAAACUUAAGGAUCCAAGGAGUUUUUCUAUACCUUGCACCAUAGGGAAUACUAAAUUUGAAAAAGCUUUAUGUGAUUUAGGUGCUAGURUAAAUUUAAUGCCUUAUUCUAUUUUUGAAAAACUUGGAUUGCAUGAAGUAACAUCUACAACUGUUAUUCUGCAAUUAGUUGAUCGAAGCAUUAAAUAUCCUAGGGGAAUAGUAGAAGAUGUUUUAGUUAAAAUGGGCAAUUUCAUAAUUCCUGCUGAUUUCAUUGUGUUGGAUAUGGAAGAAGAUAAGACAAUGUUGUUGAUUCUUGGGAGACCUUUUCUUGCUACUGGUGAUGCUUUAAUUGAUGUGCGAAAAAGUCUACUUACCCUUAGAAUCAAUGGUGAAGAAGUGGUGUUCAAUGUAUUUAAAACCAUGGAACAUCCCAACACAAUUGAACUUGAAAUUUAUGCAAUCGAUAGCAUUGAUGUUGGUGCAGCCGAAAUAGACACAUCUAAAUCAGAAGACACGCUGAAAGUUGCACUUAACAAUAGUCCUAAUCAAUUGCAACAAACAGAGUAG
This is a messenger RNA of Nelumbo nucifera (sacred lotus), 762 nucleotides long. The record is from RefSeq and is a predicted model, not a curated record. NCBI's taxonomy places the organism in Eukaryota, Viridiplantae, Streptophyta, Magnoliopsida, Proteales, Nelumbonaceae.